Messenger RNA from Nicotiana tabacum (common tobacco), 1093 nucleotides. RefSeq names its product GATA transcription factor 5-like. Gene Ontology annotation, molecular function: sequence-specific DNA binding; zinc ion binding. Gene Ontology annotation, cellular component: nucleus. NCBI's taxonomy places the organism in Eukaryota, Viridiplantae, Streptophyta, Magnoliopsida, Solanales, Solanaceae. Gene Ontology annotation, biological process: positive regulation of DNA-templated transcription; cell differentiation. The record is from RefSeq and is a predicted model, not a curated record.
UCUCCCAAUGAAUUCCUUACCAAACUCUCAACACUCUUUUACCCUUCCUUCACUCUUCUUCUCUCCAGAGGGCAUGGACUGUACUGUCGAUGAAUUUUUGGUAGAUGAACUCCUUGACUUCUCCAAUAAUUGUUCCACUGAAAACGAAGAGCACCCACAGGGGUAUAACGGUAAAAAGCCAGAGAAAGUUGAAGCUGAAAAUGUUACCAAUUUAUCUGGAAAACAAGAUUUUGGUGAACUCCAUUUUCCGGAAAAUGACGAGGAUAACCUCGAAUGGCUAGCUCAUUUUGUUGAAGAUUCAUUCACGUACACUGCCGGAAAAUUACCGAACCAGGGGGAGAUGAAAACUCCGGUCCAAGACAGCAAGUCAUGCUUCACCACUCCGGUUCAAACCGGGUCAAGAACCAAACGUACAACCGCCGCCCGAGUUUGGUCACUUUCAUUGACCGAGUCAGCUUCUACUUCCUCUUCCUCUUCCUCCACUACAACAACAAUGUCGUUCUCGUUAUCACCUUGUAUUGUUCAUACAGCCGAGUCGAUAGUACGGAAGCCGGCGGCGAAUAAGCGGAGGAAGAAGGCGGCGGGAGGUGGGGUCCAGCCGCGGCGGUGUAGCCAUUGUGGCGUACAAAAGACUCCACAGUGGCGGGCCGGUCCAAUGGGUGCAAAAACUCUUUGCAAUGCAUGUGGGGUCCGAUUUAAAUCCGGUCGGCUCUUGCCGGAGUACCGGCCGGCUUGCAGCCCGACGUUUUCGACCCAGCUACAUUCCAACAAUCACCGGAAAGUUUUAGAGAUGCGGCGGAAGAUGGAAGUAGAAGGCGGCGGUUUGGCUCGACCCGGUUCAGAAUUUUUGAAAAAUUAACUUUAACAGGGUAGGUUUGUUUUUAUUCGAAUUAAAAGUAGGUUUAUGGACUUUUUAUUUUAGUGAAGAAGUAGUAGAAAUUUUAGAGGGAAAAAGGAAGAACCGGAGUUGGGUCCGGUUUAUUGUGCAUUUCUGAUGCGAGAUGAUAGAUACUAGAUAGUGUAGUAGGUUUUCUACGUGUAACGGAUAUAUAUUUACAUUCGUAAUGUUAGGUGUAUAUUUAUCUUUUGUUUA